CCUAGGCCGGGCAGUUAGCGAGGGCGUGGCAUCAAGUGGAUCGGGGAUGCGGAUCUCUUUUUUUCCGAUUCAAGGGAGCUUGGACCACCCAAUGCUUUCGCCCUGGAGGAAACCGUGGAGUCUUUGACCCAGGAGUCGCAAGCUGCUACGUACGUCAAUUAGACCAGAAAGUCCGCCAUCCCAUCUCGCGAACUUGAAGGUUGCAAAGCGGUUUGCAGUUGAACCAUAACGAUUCCCCACGACCACAUUUCGGAUACAACUCUUCUAUUGUCCAUUACGAAAGGACGAAAGCAACGACAAGUAGUGUUGUUUGUUGAAUAACACGAGUUCCCGUUUCAGCCAUGGCAUCUACGAGCAAACGAGACGACUAUGCCAACCCUCCCUUGCCUGACGACGACUUGAUUGAUCCUGAUGAUGCUGAUCUAGAUGACUUCGACGACCCUCUCGGCAACACAUCCUCACGCCAGCCACUGACAGGCAACAUCGGCUCGAGCUCCUCCUCCUCCUCGCGCCCGCUCAACGAGAACGCCUGGACGUCACGCAUACCGGGUGAAGACCGCGCCGCGCCGCAAAACACAAUCGACGAGUCCGUGUGGGACACGCUCCGCCGCGACCUCCUCGCCGUCUGGGCCAAGAUGAGGGAGGUGCUGUACCCCAAGUACCUGCUGGGCGGCACCAUGUUCGACGCCGACGGCCUGCGGGGCGCGUACGCCAACAUCCGCGGCGCGGGCAUCUCGGGCGCGCGCGAGGAGCUGACGGGCCUGGCGAGCCGCUUCAUGGACUCGGAGGCGCUGCUGUCGCAGAAUAAUAUGACGCCUGGCCUGCGGGACUGGGAUCUGUGGGGCCCGCUUAUCUUCUGUCUGCUUUUGAGUCUCUUGCUCAGCUUCAAUGCGAGGGCGGACCAGAAGGAUGCCGUGUUUAGCGGUGUGUUUGCCAUGGUUUGGAUUGGGGAGGCUGUGGUGACGUUGCAGAUUAAGCUGUUGGGAGGAAGCAUCUCUUUCGCGCAAAGCGUCUGCAUCAUAGGAUACACGCUCUUCCCCUUGGUGAUUGCGGCACUGCUCUCUGCCUUUGGCAUCCCGACCGUUGUCCGGGUCCCUGUGUAUCUCGUCCUCGUCGCAUGGUCUCUGGCGGCAGGCGUCAGCAUCCUGGGCGGCAGUGGUGUGGUCAAGAACCGCGUGGGAAUCGCCGUGUACCCGCUAUUCGUCUUCUACAUCGGCCUGGGCUGCCUCUGCUUCAUCAGCUGAGCUGCGACGACUAGGUCGCGAGUCGGAGCAGGAGAUCGAGGGGUCUGAGCAGGUUGAGAGAUGUACUGUAUACGUGGCCUUGGCUGAGGACCUAAGGCGCACACUGUAUUCUAGAUAUCCAUGUUGUGCUACUCAUCCUCGGGAUGAUGGCAGGCCACUGAAUGAGAAAUGGGCGUUUUGAUUUUCUGCUGUUAGUUUGGGCUGUUUGAGGACGAGAGUGUCCCGUCUCGCGAUAACCCUGUGUGUGCGCCGCCGUACCCGAAUUGUGUUUUGCCAAAUGUAUCUGGGAGGGGGAAGUAGUUUCCCAACGGAACAUGUCGUGUAGUGGGAAUGGUUAUAAAUUGGUCAUUUCGAAUACUAUCUAGUUGUAAGACAACCCAGGUCAUGAACCAAGGCAAGGACGAACGAUUUCUAGCUGCAAGCGGCGUCGGUAGUUGCCGCUAGAAUGUCAC
This is a messenger RNA of Colletotrichum phormii, 1696 nucleotides long. Its product is annotated as Yip1 domain-containing protein. The record is from RefSeq and is a predicted model, not a curated record. Gene Ontology annotation, biological process: endoplasmic reticulum to Golgi vesicle-mediated transport. Bases 342 to 1244 code for a protein of 300 amino acids. The transcript has 3 exons. Gene Ontology annotation, cellular component: trans-Golgi network; membrane. NCBI's taxonomy places the organism in Eukaryota, Fungi, Ascomycota, Sordariomycetes, Glomerellales, Glomerellaceae.